Molecule: messenger RNA, 2694 nt
Organism: Paramecium primaurelia
Lineage: Eukaryota; Ciliophora; Oligohymenophorea; Peniculida; Parameciidae
Source: the annotation of a GenBank genome assembly
AUGUAAUAAAUUACAAAUUAGAAGUUUGAGUCCUUAAGAGAACAAUUAGCCACAUCCUAUAAAUAAUCUCAGAUAUUUUCUACAUUCAAGCAUCAGAACUAACUUUAUUAAUCUUCAAUAAUUAGGAGUGAGGACAGUUGUUUAGAAUAUAGUAACUUUGAAUAAGAAUAAGAAUAAGGAACGAUACAUUCCUCUGUAAAAUCAAAGAAAAGAAAAUAAUAAGCUAGAGUGGUAUAGAUUUUAUUCAUUCUUUUAGAUGGAUUCAUAAUACAACUAAAAAGAAAUACUUUAAAGUGUUACUAAAAAUAUUAUACCAAAAAUCAUUAUGAUUCAGAGGAACUAUAGAAGAUAUUUAAAUAUGAGAUAAUUUCAAAAGAAACUUAGAUAACUUAGAAAUAGGAAAUAUGUUGUUGUUGAAUUUCAUUAGAUUGAAAAAAAUUAUAAUGAAGACUUAAAUAUUAUUGUUGGUAGAUUGAUGUCUGAUAUCAGGUAAUAUAUAAAUGCUAUUUAGUUAGACUUUAAAAGAUUUUGACUGAAGAUGAGUUACUAUCUUUAUUUUUGAAUGUUGAGUAAAUACAACAACUAAAUUACAAAUUCUAUAUUACCAUAUAAUGUAAUUACCAUUUCUAUUUAAGAAAUUUUACAAAAUUAUCAACAUUUUAUUAUUAUUUCAUAAUAAUUCAAGAUUUACAUUCCUUUUUUUAAAAUCUAUUAUGAUUACUGCAGCAGAUUUUAAUUAGAAAAUAUAAAUAAAUUACGUAAUAGUAAAGUAUUAUAUUUCCAUUAUUUUUAGGCAGAAUUCAACUCAUAUAUUCAGAAUAUAGAAAUAAGUGGAGUACUUAAAGGUUUAACAUUUGAAUCAUUUCUUGUUAAACCUGUAUAAUAAUUACCUAGAUAUGUGUUAAUGAUAGAAAAAUUAAUUAAAUACACUGAAUUGGGUCAUCCAGAUUAUCAUGGUCUUAAAUAAAUAUAAGAAUAAUUUUAUAAAAUAAAUGAAUAAAUCAAUUAGAUGAUGAAUACGUAUAAAUUUAAAUAUUCUCUUAAUAGCACUUAAAGUAAUUUAAAAUUAUUGGCAUAAUUCGGAACAAUUGAUUAAUUAGAAAUUGAGAUGAUUUAAAAAAAGUAAUUAGAAGAAGAACAAUUCUUAAAAAAAUUAUAAUAAUAGGUUUCUAUUCAUAUAGUAUCUACUUUUAAAUAGAAAGAUGGAAUUAAUACAUUUAUUGUUUAUAUAAUCUAAGUAAUUGUAUGAUAUAUAUUGAAAGAUUUAAAUAAAUAAUUAUCGGAUUAGAACAUAUCAAAGAUAUCGUGAUUUAAUAGAAUUAGAAACUACUUUAUUAAAUAGAAAUUUUGGAAUCGAUGAAUUAUAAAGUAACUGUGCAAAUUUAAUUACAGAAAAUAAAUUAAUCAAAUUACGCUAAGAAUCCAUAUUAUAUUUCUUAAAAUCCAUAUUCUUAAAUAAAUAAAUGAAAUAAUAUGAAGAUAUACUUAUAUAAUAUCUUGAUCUUCCUGAAAAUUUUUUUACUAUAGAUAAAGUUCAUCAUAAUGAUACUUUAGUUACAAUGAGAGGAAGUUAUACAACUUAAAUGAGAAAUACAUUAUUUUAAGAAGAUGAAUUUGAAAUCAUAGUAAUUUUACCAGAUGAUAAAAACAUUACUUUGAAAAUAACUUAACAUUGCAAAACUAUUGAUUUAAUAGAUACUGUUUGCAGAUCAAUAUUUUUAGAUAGAAACUUUGAUUUUAAAUUGAUGAUUCUUUAAAAUAAUACUUGUCGAUAUUUAGAUGAUAAUGAAGUUGUUUAUAAGGUUAUGAAAAAUUACAAUCAAAAAUAAAAAAGUAUUAUUAUUCAUUUAUUAUUAUAUAGAUUUUCUGUCUAAAUUUUUUAAUGGGAUCUAUUAUUAAGUAAGUUCAAAAUAAUAACCAAAAUUUUAUUUAAAAAAAUAUUUAUAUCUUUGUUAUGAAAUAGAGUUUCAAGAAUUUAGUAAAAAUAAGAGUAGAUCUCAAUUAUUAUUUUAUUAAGAAUUAUCAUAAUUGAAAUUUAAUCAUUCUCAUAUGAAUUAAUAAGAUUAUGUAAUGUAAUGUGCACUUGCAAUAUGCAUAUUAUAUAAUAAUGAAGUUCAUAAAAUUAAAUCAUUUGAAUAAGUUAGAAUGUAAUGGUUUUAAAACUUUAUACCUUUAUUAAUCUUCAAUAAUGUUAACAAAAUUGAUUGGAAAAAAUAAAUUUUUUAAUAAAUUUAAAAUAUUUUGAAUUAACUACAAAUUUAAAAAUGUUUAUUAGGCUUAAAUAAUGAAAUAAGAAUAUUGGAAAUUGAAUUUCUUAAUAAUCUCUAUAAAUAAAAAUUACAUGGAAUCAAGAUAUUUACAGUAAAGAUGUUAUAAAAUUAACUUUUAAAUACAUAAAAAAGAAUGCCUAUUAAAGUAUCUUUAGGUAUUCUACAUAAUGAAAUUUUAAUAUAUGAAUAAAAUUAAAGUAUACCAUUAAUGUAAUUACCAAUUUAAUAAUUACAACAAAUAUCAAUUCAGAAUUGUGUAAUGGUAACUACCUUUCUUGAAGGAGUUAUUACUUUUUAACAUUAGUCAAUAUUAGAAGUUUAUAGAUUAAUGGAAGAAUAUUAAUAAAUAAAUCUUCUAAAAUAGAAAUUAGGCCAUCCAGAUAUGAUAGAAACAAACGAUGUAAGUUAAAGUUAAAUUAUAUGA